Gigantopelta aegis is the source of this 1863-nucleotide messenger RNA. Its product is annotated as protein phosphatase 1 regulatory subunit 7-like. The transcript is spliced from 9 exons. The record is from RefSeq and is a predicted model, not a curated record. NCBI's taxonomy places the organism in Eukaryota, Metazoa, Mollusca, Gastropoda, Neomphalida, Peltospiridae. Gene Ontology annotation, molecular function: protein binding. The coding region runs from base 281 to 1327 and encodes 348 amino acids.
AGUGUUGUUGUUAAAACAAAACAAACUAGGGCUAAGAUCGCUUCGUAGAACGAGGUCCAGACUCAAACUGUCAGUCACUGUCGCUGAUAGUUUCGGUCACUAUAAAUUGUUUCUCCAAAGGGUCUCAGUUAAGCGAGACUAUGUUAUAUAGACGAGAAUUCGGUCGAUUGUUAACGUACAUAUUUAGUACUUGAAUAUGAAGCGAAUUAGUAUUUAUGAACUUGUUUUGUUUAAGAAGGCGAAGUGUUGUUUAUAAAUUUUUAUAGAUAUACAGCUAAAGAUGUCUGCCUCAAAGGCACAAGUGGAUGUGGAUGUGAAUGAGGUGAAAUUGCUGCCUGCAUCUCCAGCAGUGGCACAAGCACAUGAAGCCCAGUUUAUCAGUGAAGAUGAAGUAGAGGACAUUGACAGCCCUGUCGUGGAAAAUGUGCAGAGGAUUGUCAUUACAGAUCCAAAUGCCUUGGAUGUUGAUUUUUACCACAGCCGAAUUGUCAAGAUAGAAAAUUUAGAAUGUCUAACCCAGUGUGAGACAUUGUGUAUACGACAGAAUCUUCUGAAGAAGAUGGAAGGUUUGUCGACUCUCUCCACAGUGAGGGAACUAGACCUGUAUGACAAUCAGAUCACAGCCAUUGAGGAUUUGGAUGGCAUGGUGAACCUUGAGCAACUUGACUUGUCGUUUAACAAAAUUUCCAAACUGACUGGACUGGAAAAGUUGUUGAAGUUAAAGAAACUAUUUCUGAUUCACAACAAGAUUUCAAAGAUUGAAAAUAUCUCACAAUUGACUCAGCUGGAAAUGUUGGAACUUGGCUCCAACAAAAUCAGGGUAAUCGAAGGCAUCACCACACUUACAAACAUCACCAGCUUGUUCAUCGGCAAAAACAAGAUUACGAAGCUACAGGGGAUGGACACGUUGGUCAAUUUGAAGUGCCUUAGUCUUCAGAGUAACCGUAUCAUCAAAAUCGAGGGUUUGGACAAACUGGAGAAUUUGGAAGAGCUGUAUCUCAGUCACAAUGGCAUCGAGAAAAUUGAGGGAAUCGAAAAAAAUGUUAAUCUAACAACAUUGGAUCUCUCUUCAAACCGAGUCAGAAAACUUGAAAAUCUGUCGCUUCUUGUCAAUCUACAAGAAUUCUGGUUUAAUGACAACAAGCUGGACAACUGGGAAGACAUAAAUGCUCUUGUGUCCCUAAAGAAACUGGAAACUGUUUAUUUGGAAAGGAAUCCAAUUUAUUACGAUCCCACAGAUGCGAAAAAGAUGGAUUCCAGUUACAGACGUAAAAUUCUCUUGACGAUUCCAUGGAUUCAACAAAUUGACGCCACUCUAGCGCGAUGACAUCCAAGAGACGGUUUAAGUUGUUGACUCUGUUUGAUAUUUUUAUCAUGUGUGUAGAGAUUACCCAAGUAUAGUUAAAUCCAUUUCAAGCAGCUGCCUAUGAAAUUUUGUUUUCAAAAUUCCCCAUCUUCCUCAAAGGUAGCAUGACAUGACAGUUAAAAAAAUUUUAAAAUUUGUGUUGUUUAACGACACCACUAGAGCACAUUGAUUUAUUAAUCAUCGGCUAUUGGAUGACAAACAUUUGGUAAUUUUGACAUAUAGUCUAAGAAAGGAAACCUGCUACAUUUUUCCAAUAGUAGCAUGGGAUCUUUUAUAUGUACCAUCCCACAGAUGGGAUAUACCAAUCAUGGAGAUGUCUAAUAUAUAUAAUCAUCGGCCAUUGGAUGUCAUCAUUUGGUUAUUCCGACAUACAGUUUAAGAGAGGAAACCUGCUACAUUAUUCCAUUAGUAGCAAAGGAUCUUUUAUAUGCAUCAUCCCAUACAGGAUAGCACAUACCACAGCCUUUGAUAUACCAGUCAUGGGGAUAUCUAAUAUA